Yarrowia lipolytica CLIB122 is the source of this 1245-nucleotide messenger RNA. RefSeq lists its product as uncharacterized. NCBI's taxonomy places the organism in Eukaryota, Fungi, Ascomycota, Dipodascomycetes, Dipodascales. The record is from RefSeq and is a predicted model, not a curated record.
AUGAUCCCGCAAUUUCUCGUCGACCUAUAUGCGGAUCUUCAAGAGGCGUUUGAGAUCGGCUCGCUAGAAAAGAUUGACGAGCGAUGGAUGUGGCUAGGAGGCACGUGGGCCGUGUGUAUGCUGUUGGCAUUUGCAGCGGUCUUCUUGAUCCCCAAGGAGUACGGUGCUUUUUUGGAGAAGCCGAUGCUUUCUUUUGAGGAUGACGAGACCAAGGACGCAAACGGAGCGCCUCGGGUGGAGUCUGUGGGCGAGGACUUUGACUACACCAAGUUGGAGCCCAUCAAGCAUCGACCCUUCAAGCCAGGCAAGUACAACAUGACCAUGGGUCUGCAAAAGUGCUCCCACAACCAAAUGUUUCAAAUGGAGAAGACGUACAAGGAGCGGGUCCAACUGCGACGAGAAACCAUUGCCAAGAACCCGCAUAUUGCCGUUUUCUGCGAACCUGGUGCUGAUGUCGCUGCUCCAGUGGCCGAGUUCUACGAUAAGUCCAUGAGGUUUCUGGCCAAGCGGUACCCCAUGUACUUUUCUGAAAACUUCAAGACGGGGCAUAUCAUUAACCGUGUCUUUGACAAUGAGCGGUAUCCCAUCUCCGGCGUCUACGCUCUGAAACACGGCUACAAGCCCUAUGAUCUGCUUCGAAUUCUGUCUCGAACCGUGGAGGAGGACUUUCUGAUCAUGACCUUUGACGAAACUAGCGAGCCUCCCAUGUACAGACUGCGGGCUGGCUCGUCGUGUUUCCCUGCCGGUUUCAACCCGAAGCUCAAGUGCGGUCUUACCCUUCGAGACAUUCAUGGACCUGUGCCCAUGUAUGGCGAGAAGCUGGAGACGUCUAUGAACAAGUUUUUCAAGCGGAUCAAGCCCCACGACUACGUUCAGCGUCAGAACUGGGGUAUUCAGCGAGGAACUACCAUGUUUGCCAUCGGUGAGUACCACGUGUACGACCAGGACAAGGUCAAGGUGUACAAGGACGGCGAGAUUGACUUUUCGGAGUGGUUUCUGCGGUGUGAAAACCAGAUCCUGACACGUCUUCCUUCCACCGAGGCUCUAGCUUUCGUGAUUCGAACCUACGUGACUCCUGUGACGGAGAUCAAGGAAGAAGAAGGAAUUCCCGAGUCGCUUUGUGCCGCCAUCGAUGCUCUUCCCGAAGAGAUCUAUGUCUACAAGGGCGCUCAGGAGUGGGCUCCUCCCUUGAAACGUUUUUUGAAGGGUGAGAUUGACUCCCUGGGGGUUCCUGUCACCAAGUAA